Aegilops tauschii subsp. strangulata is the source of this 828-nucleotide messenger RNA. RefSeq lists its product as uncharacterized. NCBI's taxonomy places the organism in Eukaryota, Viridiplantae, Streptophyta, Magnoliopsida, Poales, Poaceae. The record is from RefSeq and is a predicted model, not a curated record. Gene Ontology annotation, biological process: protein ubiquitination. Gene Ontology annotation, molecular function: nucleic acid binding; RNA-DNA hybrid ribonuclease activity; protein binding.
AUGAUUGGUGUCUUCAUCAGACCCUCAAUUGAUGGCGAUGAUAUCAAGGUAGAAGCAACGGUGACUUUAAAGCCCGUUGACCCCACCGGUGAGUUGGCGCCGUUUCCUCCCCAUAGUUUUACACACGUCUAUGUUGGCAGGAACUGCGAUGGCUGGGGGUGGGGGAAUUUCAUCAGCGCAAAAUCUGCCAACUCACAUUACGUUGGACAUGACGGCUCAUUCACGAUACAGUGCCAAGUCAAGGUACACACAGAGUCCUGCACUAGUAGCACCAUGGGCGUAGGCACAAUCAUUGUUGUGCCACCGUCGAAUUUCGCAUGGCAUCUUGAGCAGUUGUUGGUGAUGGAGGAAGGCUCGGACGUGAAGUUCCUGGUCGAGGACAGUGAGAUCCGUGCGCACGGGCUUGUGAUAGCCACGCGGUCGCCGGUGCUACAUGAGGCAGUGGAAUCGGCUAGCGGCACUGACCAUGUAAGGAUCGACGGAAUAAGAGCCAUGGCUUUCAAGGCCAUGCUCCACUUCAUCUACACCGACGAGUUGCCUCAUGUCGACGACCUAGUCCCUGCGGACGGAGAUUCUACAAUGAUGGCUGGAGAAAUGCUUGCGGCGGCGUGCCGGUUCCGACUAGAGAGGAUGAAGCGGCUGUGCAUAAACUUGCUGGCCGAGAAUGUCGUGACGGUGCUGAGCGCGCUAGCCACGGUGAAGGUAGCACGACGUCACAACUGCCCGGAGCUGGAGGAAUACUGUAGGCAGUACAUGUCGUUGCCAAACGUGGCCAAUAAAGUCACAGAAACUUGUAUCAACCUGUUCCUGGAAUCUCAACUAGCUUAG